AUGCUUGUAUCAGUCCUUGUUGAUCGAUAUCAACGUGUUUUUGCUCGAAAACUAUAUAUAAAUGAAGAUAUAGUAGAUUUUCAUGAUUUUUCUGAUGAUGAAAAUAAUGAUGCAGAUUCUAGAGGUGGUUCAUUUCUAUUUCAUCGACAUUACAGCAGUAUGAAAGAAAUUGAAAAUCCUGAUGCAAGAGCAAAAUUGAAUUCCCAAUUUGAAAAAGAUGAUAAACAUGUAAUACCUGCAAUCAAAAUUUUAUCCACACCUGAUGUAGAUGUUAUCAAUGAAAACCCAAUAAGUCAACGUAAUAGUGAUGUUCAUUUUAUUAUUGGUUAUGGUGAUAAUAAAAAACAUGAAAAAUCACGUGGCUUAUUAGAAACAAUAAAUUCUGUUGUUGCUCAAAAACAAAUUUCUGGUGAGAAUAUAGAAUUAAGUAUUAUACCUGAAGAAAAACAACAAUCAAAUCCAUAUGCUGUUAAAUUUCGUAUUUCCUUUUCUUCUGAUGAAGAUACAGAUGAUGAUGAUGACGAAGAAUUAACUGAAAUUGUUACAGGUUGUGGAAAUAGAGGAAACGUAUUAAGAAAAUUUUAA
This is a messenger RNA of Rotaria sp. Silwood2, 585 nucleotides long. The record is from the annotation of a GenBank genome assembly. NCBI's taxonomy places the organism in Eukaryota, Metazoa, Rotifera, Eurotatoria, Philodinida, Philodinidae.